CAUUUUUUUCUCUGUAAAUUCCUCUCAUAAGCCACAAGAAAUUCGAACGUUUUUUCUAUACUCUUUGGUGGAUUUUGAAAUCGUAAUGGCGGCGGAGCAGAUUCGCUGCAGAAAGCUGAUUGUGGAGAUAUGUAAUGCGAAGAAUUUGAUGCCUAAGGAUGGGCAGGGCACCGCCAGUGCCUACGUUCUGGUGGAUUUCGACGGCCAGCGGCGGCGGACGGCGACCAAGUUCCGAGAUCUGAAUCCGCAGUGGGACGAGCGGCUGGAGUUUUUGGUCCAUGACUCGGAGACGAUGGCGUCGGAGAUGCUCGAGCUUAAUCUGUAUAAUGAUAAGAAGACGACCGGAAAGAGAACGACCUUUCUCGGGAGGGUUAAGAUCGCCGGGAGUAGUUUUGUGCAGGCGGGAUCGGAGACGCUGGUUUACUAUCCUUUAGAGAAGCGAAGCGUUUUCUCGCAAAUUAAGGGCGAGAUCGGGGUUAAGGUUUGGUACGUGGAUGAGGAAGCGCCGCCGCAGCCUCCCGAGGAGAAGACGGAGGCGCCGUCGGAGGAGAAGCCGCCGGAAAAGGUGGAGGAGGGGAGUCCACCGGCCGCGGACGGGGAUAAGAAAGAAGAGAAGCAGGAAGAUCAGGAAAAGAAGCCGGAAAAUCAGGAAUCGGAGAAGAAGGAAGAUAAGCCGGCUGAGGAUCAGAAAAAGGAAGAGGAAUCUACUCCUCCUCCUCCACAGCCUCUGGUUGCUCAAACCUCCGCUCAGACACCGGCGGAGCAUCCGCAAGUUGCGCCGCAAAAACCGCUGAUGAAAAAACUGUCACCGGAAAAGAGCAGCGAGCUGAAAGUCGUCCAGAGCCUCUCCGGCCGCGGUAUUGAUCGGCGGAACAGCGCUUUUGACCUAGUGGAUCAAAUGCCGUUUCUAUUCGUUCGCGUCGUGAAGGUGAAGCGAGUCAACUCGGAAGCCGAUUCAUCCGCCUAUGCCAAACUCGUCAUCGGAACUCACAGCAUCAGAACCAAAUCAUCGCCGGCCGCCGAUCAACACAAAGAAUGGGAUCAAGUUUUCGCCUUCGAUAAAGACGGAUUAAAUUCUACUUCUCUAGAAGUUUCCGUUUGGGUUGAAAAGAAAGGGGUCGAAGAUAAGACCGAGGAGAGUUCCCUCGGAACGGUGUCGUUUGAUCUACUGGAAGUCCCUAAAAGGGUGCCGCCGGAUAGUCCAUUGGCUCCUCAAUGGUACAGUUUAGAAUGCGAUCAGAACCAGAGCUCCCCGGGAAAUGACGUCAUGCUGUCGGUUUGGAUCGGGACUCAGGCGGAUGAAGCCUUCAACGAGGCCUGGCAGUCGGAUUCCGGCGGCUUUGUGCCGGAGACUCGAGCCAAGGUAUACCUGUCUCCGAAGCUUUGGUAUCUGAGGCUAACGGUCAUCCAAACCCAAGACUUGAAACUUGGUUCGGGCGGCGCCGAAGCUAAGGUUCGGUAUCCUGACCUAUACGUAAAAGGUCAACUCGGCGCACAGCUGUUCAAGACAAGCCGUACCACAGUCAGCUCUUCCAGCUCAGCUUCAAAUCCCACGUGGAACGAGGACUUAAUCUUCGUGGCAUCCGAGCCAUUUGAGCCGUUCCUGACAAUCACUGUGGAGGACGCGACUAACGGACAUCCCGUGGGCCACGCUCAAGUACAGGUGUCAUCCAUUGAUAGGCUCUUCGACGACAAGUCAGAGCCAAGAUCCAGGUGGUUCAAUUUGGUAACCAGCGACAACACCUCAUACGCGGGGCGGAUCCACGUGAGAGUAAGCCUAGAGGGCGGGUAUCACGUGCUUGACGAGGCCGCGCACGUGACCAGCGACGUCAGAGCCACCGCAAAGCAACUCUCAAAACCUCCUGUCGGCCUGCUCGAGCUGGGAAUCCGAGGCGCGGCUAAUCUUUUACCGGUGAAAACCAAAGACGGUACACGUGGGACCACUGAUGCCUACGUGGUCGCAAAAUACGGCCCCAAGUGGGUCCGCACGCGCACUAUCAUCGACCGGUUUAAUCCACGCUGGAACGAGCAGUACACGUGGGACGUCUACGACCCCUGCACCGUACUAACCAUAGGAGUGUUUGAUAACGGGAGGUACAACAGCUCAAAGCAAGAAAGCAACGAAGCCUUUGGACGGAAGGAUCUUCGUCUCGGGAAGCUACGUGUACGGCUGUCGACGCUGGACACGAAUAAGGUGUAUAUAGGUACGUAUUCCCUUAUGGUGUUGCUGCCGAGUGGGGCGAAGAAGAUGGGAGAGAUUGAGAUAGCGUUGCGGUUCACGUGUUCGUCGUGGUUGAGUGUGAUUCAGGCGUACGGUAGUCCGGUGUUGCCUAGGAUGCAUUACGUGCGCCCGUUUGGGCCGGCGCAACAGGAUAUUCUCCGGCACACGGCGAUGAGGAUCGUGACGGCGAGAUUGGCGAGAUCGGAACCGGCUUUAGGUCACGAAGUGGUUCAGUACAUGUUGGAUUCGGAUACGCAUAUUUGGAGCGUGAGGCGGAGCAAGGCGAAUUGGUUUAGGGUUGUAGGUUGCUUAUCGAGAGUGGCGUUACUGGCACGGUGGCUCGAUGGGAUCCGGACAUGGACGCAUCCGCCGACGACGAUUCUGGUCCAUUUUCUCCUCGCGGCGGUGGUGCUAUGUCCGCAUUUGAUCUUGCCGACGAUCUGCAUGUACGCAUUCCUGAUUAUUUCGUUGAGGUUCCGGUACCGGCAGCGCGUGACGAUCGCGAUGGACGCGCGUGUGUCGUACGUGGACGCGGUGGGGCCGGACGAGCUGGAUGAGGAAUUCGACGGUUUUCCGACGACGCGAUCGGCGGAGCAGAUCCGGAUCCGGUACGAUCGGCUGAGGGCGUUGGCGGGGCGGGCGCAGACGCUGCUGGGAGACGUGGCGGCGCAGGGCGAGAGAUUGGAAGCGCUGUUCAAUUGGAGGGAUCCGAGGGCGACUGGGAUAUUCGUGGUGGUGUGUUUGUUGGCUUCGCUCAUGUUCUACGUGGUGCCGUUCAAGGCAUUUGUGUUGGGGGCGGGGCUGUAUUACCUCCGACACCCGAGGUUUCGCGGCGACAUGCCGUCCAUCCCCGUCAACUUUUUCAAGCGACUCCCGCCGCUCUCCGAUCAAAUUCUUUAGAUUUCAGCAAUUAGUGUUCUGGAGGUUUCGUUCAAUCUGGGGAAAUUCCUUAGAAUUUUUGCUCAGCUAAGGAAACUGUGAUGAAUCGGCUAUGCAAGUAGACUAGUGGUAGUAAGCUCAGUGAUCUGAGGCUUUCAUUCUGUAAACCGUGGCAAAAUUAAUUGGUAUUAAUAUUAUUUCAUUGAUUUACUUUUA
This is a messenger RNA of Ipomoea triloba (trilobed morning glory), 3316 nucleotides long. RefSeq names its product FT-interacting protein 7. The coding region runs from base 86 to 3121 and encodes 1011 amino acids. Lineage: Eukaryota; Viridiplantae; Streptophyta; Magnoliopsida; Solanales; Convolvulaceae. The transcript has a single exon. The record is from RefSeq and is a predicted model, not a curated record.